Molecule: messenger RNA, 1065 nt
Organism: Diachasmimorpha longicaudata
Lineage: Eukaryota; Metazoa; Arthropoda; Insecta; Hymenoptera; Braconidae
Gene: Ercc1
Product: DNA excision repair protein ERCC-1
Exons: 4
Coding region: 152-931 (259 amino acids)
Biological process (GO): UV-damage excision repair; mitotic recombination
Cellular component (GO): ERCC4-ERCC1 complex; nucleotide-excision repair factor 1 complex; nucleus
Molecular function (GO): single-stranded DNA binding; damaged DNA binding
Source: RefSeq, a predicted model, not a curated record
UUAGUAAAAGAAAUAGUCAUCUUGACAACGCAAAGGGGGAGUAGAUGGUUCCGUUGCAUUCAACAUUCAAGAGGAAAACAAAACCUUUUGGAGCUGGGGUUGAACGAAUUAUAAACUUACAAAGUGGCCAUUUGUGUCAUAGAUUUAAAUUAUGAAUGACAAACCAUCGACAUCUAAAGAAGACGACGCUUCACUCCCUAAACAAAUUAAAAUUGAUAGUGCGAAGCCGGCUCAAGGGCAAAAACCUUCAAAUUCGUAUGCAAUUCUUGUUAAUUCUAAGCAGAAAGGCAAUCCCCUUCUGAAGUACAUCAGCAAGCUGCCCUGGGAGUACUCGCCAAUCAUCCCAGACUACGAGAUGGGUCCACGGGUAUGCGCAUUGUUUCUUUCAUUGAGGUACCACCAGUUGAAUCCGGAUUACAUUCACAAUCGGUUAAAGCUUCUCGGGAGCGCUUAUCAGCUCAGGGUUCUUCUAGUUCAGAUUGACAUUCCCGACCCAAAUUACCAACUGAAAAACCUCACGAGAAUAUGCAUCCUGGCGGAUUUAACAUUGAUGCUGGCAUGGAGCACCGAGGAAGCUGCACGGAUCAUAGAAACUUACAAAUCGUUUGAGAACAAGCCACCUGAUAUGAUUAUGGAGCGUGUGGACUCUGAUCCACAGCAAAGAAUUAUGAACGCAUUGACAACUGUCAGAUCGGUCAACAAAACCGAUGCUCUGACACUGAUGAGAACAUUUGGAUCUCUGGAAGCUCUUUUGAAGGCGACUCCAACCACAAUUUCCCUCUGCUCUGGCUUCGGAGCUCAUAAAGCUGAAAGAUUGCAUAAAGUGCUACACGAACCCUUUAUUCCUAAAACCCCCUGGAAAGAUCGCCCAGACUCCUCCACAGCCACUUCAGGGCCUUCCGAAGAUACCCCAGGGUCUUCACUCUCGUGACCUCUUUCAUCUCCAGACCCCUAGCGACAUCCUUUAUAUUUUCAUAUGAAUAAAUUAUUAAAACAAAAACUUUAUAAUUAAAAUAUUUCAUUCUGGCCUUCAAAAGAAAAAAAUAAAAAAAAUAAAUCGAACAA